UUUGGAGUCGUGUCACUUUAAAUGUUUUUUUUUUCGUCACACCCAAUGCGCGACGUGCUCUUCGCCGUGGCGAUGCGUAUUGGAGUGGCGUAGCAGAGGCACUUCCUCAUUGGCUGGCGGAGCUCUUCGCCCCGCCUGCUGCGGUGGAACUCGGAAGGGUUUUGUGUGCGAGUGGGCGGCCAUGUUGAUGGACGGUGCGGGUCUCUUCCUCCGCCGGACGCGUCUCCUCGGCGGCGCUUGAGGGCGGCCCCGUGCUGCGAGCUCGGCCACCGGGUCGGCGAUGAGAGGAGUAGCGCGGCGCUCGAAGCACGUAGCGACCGCGCGGCUCUUUUCCCGCCGGAACGGCGCGACGUUGUGAGCGCGGCGGGCUCUAACACACUGAGUGAGUGGCAUUGCGGCUCAGUCUGUGUGGAGAAGCGGAGCCUGAGGACCUCAGGAGCGGAGAGGAGCGCCCCCGACUCGAGGGGGCCGCUGUGCCGGGCGGGCGUCCUGGGGCCCCGGGCUCGCUCACAGUCUCAGGGGAACUAUGGUCGGGGGUGCAGCCCGGGGUGACGGAGCGCUUUGUGCAGGUGGCUCUUGCGUCUGCCCGCCCGCCGCGUCGGCCCCCGCCGCAGCCAGGCGGCGCUGAAGGCUCCCUCUUCGCGCGUAGCCCGCCCCGAGCUCGAGCUCCCGCCGCGCGCCAUGGCCUGGGUGCUCAAGAUGGACGACGCCGCCAUCGAGUCUGGGCUUGUGCACGACUUCGACGCGAGCCUGUCCGGCAUUGGCCAGGAGCUGGGAGCGGGAGCCUAUAGCAUGAGCGAUGUCCUGGCACUGCCCAUCUUCAAGCAGGAGGAUGGCAGCCUCCCCGUGCAGCUCGAGUCAAGAAACCCUCCAUUCCAGUACAUUCUGUGCGCACCGACUUCACCGGCUGUCAAGCUACAGGACGAGACAGUCACCUACCUGAACCAAGGUCAGUCCUACGAGAUCCGCAUGCUGGACAACCGCAAGGCAGGGGAGCUGCCGGAGCUCAACGGCAAGAAUGUGAAGAGCAUCAUUCGGGUUGUGUUUCACGACCGUCGUCUGCAGUACAUGGAACACCAGCAGCUGGAGGGCUGGAAGUGGAACCGUCCGGGAGAUCGGCUCCUGGACAUCGAUAUUCCAAUGUCUGUGGGUGUCAUCGAACCCAGGACCAACACUUCGCAGCUCAACGCAGUCGAGUUCCUGUGGGAUCUCUCCAAACGUACGUCUGUCUUCGUCCAGGUGCACUGCAUUAGCACAGAGUUCACACUGCGGAAGCACGGCGGCGAAAAGGGCGUCCCGUUCCGCAUACAGAUCGACACCUUCCGGCAGGGCGACGGAGACGACUACUCGGAGCACCUGCACUCGGCCAGCUGCCAGAUCAAGGUGUUCAAGCCGAAAGGUGCCGAUCGCAAGCAGAAGACGGACCGCGAGAAGAUGGAGAAGCGGACGGCGCAGGAGAAGGAGAAGUACCAGCCCUCGUACGACACAACCAUCCUGUCUGAGAUGAGGCUCGAACCCGUCAUCGAAGACGCAGUUGAACACGAGCUCAAGAAGUCGAGCAAACGCACUCUGCCCGCAGACUGUGGCAAUUCUCUCGCCAAACGAGGCAGCUGCUCUCCCUGGACAGAUGUCUCGUACGUCCAGAGUCCUCCUUCAGCGCCACCUCUGGUGUUCACCUGUGCCACACACAAAUCCUAUAGCGCCUCGGUGCCGGAGAGUGAUUCUUCUUCGCCAAACCAUCAUGGAGAUCCUGGUGGCAGCACGGUGGCAGAGCAUCUCAGCCCCACGGCCUCCACCCAGGACACCCAGCAGUGGCUGCAGAAGAACCGGUUCUCUGCCUAUGCCCGACUGUUCUCCAACUUCUCAGGUUCUGAUCUACUGAAACUGAGCCGUGACGACCUGGUCCAGAUCUGUGGUCCAGCUGACGGGAUCCGACUCUUCAACACACUUAAAUCGAGGUGUGUGAGGCCUCGUUUGACUGUGUACGUGAGCCAGGAGGCCCCUUUGGCGGAAUCCCCCUUGCUGGACAGCCCCGGUGCCGCCAAGCACUCGGCCAGUACCAUACACGGUGAGUGCUUGCGGUCAGUUGGUCGGCAGCUCGAGCUCUGUGUCUCACGGACGUCUCACGUCUCCUCUCCUGCAGUGUAUCACGCCCUCUACCUGGAGGAAAUGACGGCGCUGGAGCUCACGCGCAAGAUGGCCUGUGUCCUGAACCUGUCCCUGGCGCGGGUCAACCAGGUGUACCGCCAGGGUCCCACGGGUAUCCACGUCCUGCUCAGCGACCAGAUGGUGUACAAUCUUCCCGACGAGAGCUGCUUUGUCGUCAGCACGUUGAAAGACGAUGCUGGAGACGGAUACCACCUGAUUCUCAAGUGAAGUGCAGCGCAGGAGUGCUGUGCAGCGGGGGGGCCCAGUCCUGCACACACACACCAGUAACGUUGGAAUCUGACUUAAUUCUGUUUCAUAUUGAAAACACUAUUUUAAGGAGAGCUGUGGGAAGGAGCUCUUGUAUGUAUGUAUGUAUGUAUGUAUGUAUGUGCAGGGGGGUAUUUUUGGUUAUUUUUUUGCAAUGGCGGUAGGGUAAAGUGUGUGUGUGUGUGUGUGUGUGUGUGUGUGUGUGUGUGAGAGAGCGUGAGCUCUGCCAGCUCUCUCUCUGCUCCGUUAAUCGGUGCUGUUGACUCAUAGCGCCCAGGUGUCUCACACAUUGCAUUAAAGGCACCCACUGGACACAGCGGUGCAGUUUGGGGGGCAGUGCAGCUGUUGCUGUGAGGUACAAGGCCUCAUACACUCCAGCCCCCCCCCUCCCCCCAGGGCACUUCAGACAGCAAGCCACUUCUGCUUCCUGUCGGGGUGCUGGGCGACGCGAGCGAAGACAGCCUCUGCAGCAUGGACACUGUGGACAUCGAGAGCUGUGCGCUUCCUCGCUUGUAGCUUCUCGCCUUGUUUCAUGUCCUCAGCUGACCUCUGUGUGACAACAGGGCUGGUAGCAGAGUGUGUGUGGGUGCUCAGCACUCCACCAGUGUCCCGUCCCGAUGUGUGUCCCUCUGGAGCCCCGGAUAGAGACCACGUGCUGGACCGAGCUUUUCUCCGUGGUUCUUGAAGGAGUGGAGGGGCAGGAAGCAAGAGCUGGAGUUGAGUCCUCUGUGUUCGUGCGUGUGUCCGGUUCCCUUUGUGUGUUUUUGGACUGAAGUGUCAGUUUCAGCGAGGCGUACGCGCAUGUCUACGUCUUUCUUUCCCAAUCAAUCUCUUCUUCUGUCUUAAGAGGUCCUGGAGCAAAGCUCUUGACUCCUUGUGGGAUGAAUUGCUUUUUUUUUUUUUUUUUUUUUGCUUGGUUUGUUUUUUUAAACGGGCUGUACUUUUGUUUUUAAUGUAACUCUCCAUGUCGCCUCACAGACCCCUGUAUGUGCUCCGUUGCGGUUCUGUACUGAGCGUCUUUCUGUGCAUGCAUGAACUUAAGCCUGGGGGGGCAGCAAAAGGGCUGCUGGCACCUCCUUGCCCUCAGUGCGAAGACUCACGGUGCACAAGUGCAAAUGAACAUAAUAUCUAAAUGACAGGAGGGAGGCGAGUGGUGGGUGGGGCUUGGGGGCGCGUCUUGCAUGUCAACAGGCCAGAGGAAGCGCGGUUGACAUCGCAAUGCGAGGUGGUGUGAUGCUUAAGGCAGCUGCUGCUGUCUCCCAGCAUCCCGGGCCUCGUCCCAGCACGCCGCCGGCUUCGCCAAGUGUCACAGCCAUGCCAGAAGGGGGUGCCUUGCCUGUGACUACGGUACGAGUUGUAAUGCACUCACUUGUAAGCCUGUACUGGAAAUAAACCUUGUUUCCCGCCAGUUUGUGGGGUGUGUGUGUAUGUUUCUCCUGCAAGACAGGACUGUUCUUUCACUGAUCGUCGGUCGAUCACCGGUCACAUCUCAUGCAAUGGACUGUCUAGCCACAGCCUACGAUGGAGAA
Scleropages formosus (Asian bonytongue) is the source of this 3944-nucleotide messenger RNA. RefSeq names its product upstream binding protein 1 (gene ubp1). Lineage: Eukaryota; Metazoa; Chordata; Actinopteri; Osteoglossiformes; Osteoglossidae. Gene Ontology annotation, cellular component: nucleus. Gene Ontology annotation, biological process: regulation of transcription by RNA polymerase II. The record is from RefSeq and is a predicted model, not a curated record. Gene Ontology annotation, molecular function: RNA polymerase II cis-regulatory region sequence-specific DNA binding; DNA-binding transcription activator activity, RNA polymerase II-specific.